AGCGCCGAACGAGAACGCUGCAAUGUCCGGCCGCGGGAAGCAGGGCGGGAAGGCGCGGGCCAAGGCCAAGUCGCGCUCGUCGCGGGCCGGGCUGCAGUUCCCCGUGGGCCGCGUGCACCGGCUGCUCCCCAACGGCCACUCCGGCGAGGGGGGCGCCCCGGUGUACCUGGCGGCCGUGCUGGAGUACCUGACGGCCGAGAUCCUGGAGCUGGCGGGCAACGCGGCCCGCGACAACAAGAAGACGCGCAUCAUCCCCCGCCACCUGCAGCUGGCCAUCCGCAACGACGAGGAGCUCAACAAGCUGCUGGGCAAGGUGACUAUCGCGCAGGGCGGUGUGCUGCCCAACAUCCAGGCCGUGCUGCUGCCCAAGAAGACUGAGAGUCACAAAGCCAAGAGCAAGUAAACGGGGCCUGAAGAAUCAUCCCGAGCACAAAAAAGAAAACUACUCAAAAACCCAAAGGCUCUUUUCAG
Molecule: messenger RNA, 471 nt
Organism: Mesitornis unicolor (brown roatelo)
Lineage: Eukaryota; Metazoa; Chordata; Aves; Mesitornithiformes; Mesitornithidae
Product: histone H2A type 2-C-like
Exons: 1
Coding region: 23-403 (126 amino acids)
Cellular component (GO): nucleosome
Molecular function (GO): protein heterodimerization activity; DNA binding; structural constituent of chromatin
Source: RefSeq, a predicted model, not a curated record